GGUUCCGCAAUGGAGUGUUCAGAAAAACGGCUAUCGGCUACUGUUUUUGGCGAGAAAAAACAUUUUCAAAACUUAUCCAAAGAUGAGGCUGUUAAUUUAAAAUUUUCAGAUAUCACAUAUCGAGUGAAGGAAAAAAAUAAAACCAAAACCAUUUUAAAUGGCAUUAAUGGAGAAUUUCGAGCUGGUGAAUUGGCAUGUAUUAUAGGAACUUCAGGAUGCGGAAAAACUACACUUCUUAAUAUGUUGGCAGGUUAUCGCAUUCAGACAUCUUUGGGUCAAAUUUUGGUGAAUGAAAAGAUCCGUGAUUCAAAAGCUUUCGGUCUUAUUUCACGAUAUGUUCUGCAAGAAGACACCAUAAGUCCAUAUUUUACCAUUCUGGAGACAAUGAUGUUUGCUUCGAAUUUUAAAUUGGACGCCAACUACACUAAAGAUCAACGUGAGAAAGUGGUUUUCGAAAUUAUGGAUAUGCUUCGUUUGCGUGAGAAGGCCAAUACAUUGGUGGCCAAUGUAUCAGGCGGUGAACGAAAGCGGCUCUGCAUUGCAUUGGAGUUGAUAGACAACCCAUCGGUGAUAUUGUUGGAUGAGCCCAUAACUGGUUUAGAUGAAUCUUCUGCUUCACAAUGCAUAAAAGCGCUAAAUCAAUUGGCCAAAGGUGGGCGAACCGUAAUCUGCUCCCUUCACUGUCCAUCGGCGAGAUUGUUGCAAAUGUUUCACAAAGUUUAUGCCAUGUCCCGUGGUGAAUGUAUCUACCAGGGACCUAGAAAUCACAUUGUACCCUACUUGGAGCAGUUAAAUCUUCAAUGUCCGCUAACGCACAAUCCUACAGAUUUUAUUAUUGAGGUUUCUAUAAAUGUUUAUGGCGAUUUUCAAAAUGAGAUGGUGCAACAAAUUAAAAAUGGCAAAAUUUUAAACUGGCAUCCGGGUGUCAGUCAGCUUCAGCAGAACGACGAUAUGGCAGUAUGCUCCUCAUCGAAUCCCAACAAAAGAGAAAUAAGGGUAUCUUGGUGGCUAGAAUUUCAAUUGAUAUUUAUUCGAUUUAUGAAGCAAAUGUGGCGAGAUAAGACAAAUUUUAAGUUGAGGAUGCUCUCGUACAUAAUGUGUUCCCUCGGAGUGGGUCUAACCUAUUCCAAAAUUUCUGACAAUGCAGUGUAUAGUGUAUUUAGUUUCUAUUUAUCAUUUACGAUGAUAGCUAUGAUCUUCUUUAUGGCAAUGACACCUAUGUUGGCAUUAAUUCCCAGAGAAAUACAUUUUAUCAGGAGGGAGUACUUCAACCAUUGGUAUCGCAUCAGUUCAUACUUUGUUGCUUUAUUGACUUCACAGUUACCUCUGCUGUGUGGCAUGUCCAUUAUCAGCUCGAUUAUGGUCUAUCUCUUAACCGGUCAACCAAUGCAGUUCUGGAGAUUCUGCAUGUUCGCGGCCAUGGUUAUACUCAUAUCAUUGGUUUCACUUAGCUUUGGAAUAUUGGUGGGAUCAUGUUUCAAUAUCCUGCACUCAUUAUUUUUGGGUUCCAUGUCUUUUGGAGUGAUGGCCAUAGCUGCCCACCAGUCUACGCAUGGAAAAAAUCUCUCAACAUUGCACGAGGUGACUCUUUACAGUAGCUUUAUGAGGUAUGCUUUGGAGGGAGUCUUAGUACCCUUACUGGAUCUCAAUCGGCCCGAUUUUCCUUGUCCUCCAAGUGAAUGGAUGUGUCCAGCAUCUAAAGCCAAAUACAUUUUGAUGAUGUUCGGUAGCUUAAAUAUUAGCUAUACGCGCUCCGUAGUCGUGUUAAGUUCACUCACUGUUAUAUUUUGCCUGAUGGCAUUUUUGAUAAUAAAAUAUCGUUUGAAUUUUAAAAAAGCGUCCAGCGAAUGUAAGCGGCAAACCUACCGGGAAAGUUAAGGAAAAAGUUUUCUUAGCAUAGUGUACAAAAAAUUCUAGGUAAUCAAGGAAGAACAAAUUGUUUUAUUUUCAAUAGUUUUAAGUGGAUUAAAUUUAUCUUAUUAUUAGAAUAAAUUUGAAAAUGUUGUAACUCUUGUCAA
Messenger RNA from Stomoxys calcitrans (stable fly), 2018 nucleotides. RefSeq names its product ATP-binding cassette sub-family G member 4. Gene Ontology annotation, cellular component: plasma membrane. The coding region runs from base 10 to 1878 and encodes 622 amino acids. The transcript is spliced from 8 exons. The record is from RefSeq and is a predicted model, not a curated record. Gene Ontology annotation, molecular function: ABC-type transporter activity; ATP binding; ATP hydrolysis activity. NCBI's taxonomy places the organism in Eukaryota, Metazoa, Arthropoda, Insecta, Diptera, Muscidae.